Molecule: messenger RNA, 1368 nt
Organism: Yarrowia lipolytica CLIB122
Lineage: Eukaryota; Fungi; Ascomycota; Dipodascomycetes; Dipodascales
Biological process (GO): rRNA methylation; box C/D sno(s)RNA 3'-end processing
Cellular component (GO): box C/D methylation guide snoRNP complex; small-subunit processome
Molecular function (GO): histone H2AQ104 methyltransferase activity; rRNA methyltransferase activity; RNA binding
Source: RefSeq, a predicted model, not a curated record
AUGGAAAGAAACCCUCUGGAUGUAUGGGACACGGCAGGGCGCCCUCGUCCUGCUAUUUCUCAGAUCCAGCGCAUUAACAUCUUUGAUUUCGACAAUACUCUGUUCAAGACGCCACUGCCCAACCCGUCUCUCUUCUACGGAAAGACGGUAGCUAUGUUGCAGAGCAGCAGUGGUAUCCAUCUUGGCGGCUGGUGGGCCGACCCACGAUUUCUCUUAGCUACCGGAGAGGGAUUUGAGAAGGAACAAAGAAGAGCUUGGGAGGGCUGGUGGAAUGAAAACGUGGUGGAUCUGGUCCGCUUGGCUAGCGAGGAUCCAAGCAGUCUCAACAUUCUUCUAACAGGCAGGAAGAUGACGAAGUUUGUUAUUUCCAUCACAGCCAUGGUGACGGCGAAGAAGCUACCAUUUCAUGCCAUUGUGCUGCGCAAGGGAGACGCAGAAAACACGCUGGCAUUCAAAAUUGAGGUCAUGAAGGAUCUGCUGACAUACUACUCAGGCUGCCAGGAGAUUACAGUGUACGACGAUCGUCCUAGCCAGGCUAACGGCUUUAGACGGUUCUUCAAACAAUUUCAGACGGAGCACCGAAACUCUCUUCUAUACGACGUGGUGGACUGUUUGGAGGAGACACGGUACUUGGAUCCUCUGUUAGAACGGGAUCUAGUCAUUGGGGUGUUGGAGGCUCAUAAUGAGGCAGUUCAGAAACGAUAUCUGAGCUCAUAUGUCAGCAACGGCACCCUGAAUCUGAAAAGGGUCUUUUUCAAUCUCUCCUACAAGGUAGAUCCUCACUGCACCAAGAAGCUACUGGAGAUUUUGGUGACCCACAUCGCUAAAGAAGACAAGGUCGCUGCUGAAGUUGUUGCGGCCACCUCCGAGGAGUCAGCUGAGUCUAGCGGUGAAGAUGAACCUGCUAAGGUCGAAGACUACUUCAACUACCACUGCGACUCCAUGAUUAUCACUCGGCGUGACGAGAAACUGGUUCUGGAGCAGGUGCAGGGGGUGGGCCACAGAGACACGUGGAAGGUGUUGCAGAUAGGCUACGUUGCCGGAAAGGUCUGGGCCUUACGUUUGGCACCUGAUACGCUCGAGGCUGCCGCUAGAUGCGUAACAGAAAAGAUGCCUACCGAAUUGCUGAUCGCCACUAGCAAGGAUGCUAAGAGCGCCGACAGUCUGAAGAUUGACAACUGGACCGGCAUCGACGAAGGCUGUGCCGCACUGCAAGAGAUGCGCAUCUUCACCACGGUCAAGGAGCAGGUUCUGUACCGUAUCGAGCCCGUCAACCCCAAGCAGAAGAAGGCAGUAUCAGCAGGACGAGUCAAAAAGUCUCGACAGGCGAAGAAAGACAAGUCUGCAUUUUUGGGGAGCUAUUAUUAA